AUGGCAGACGCAUUGCAAGACAUUCAAAAUGCAUUUGCUUUGGAACCGCAUCAAUUCCAAGCCAUUGUUCAGGGAUUCAAAUCUGAAUUGAACAGCGGGCUGGCGACCAUGUCUGCUUCAGGUCUGGCGACCAUGAUUCCCUCCUAUGUCACCAAAUUGCCCACUGGGCGUGAAACGGGCACCUAUCUUGCCUUGGAUCUCGGCGGUAGUACGCUAAGAGUCUGUGCUGUCGAGUUAUUAGGCCAUGGUCAAGUCACGGUGACCGAGGUCAAACGGUCCAUUGCAGUCAAAGAUCCACUUCGCACAGGGACAGCAGAAGCCUUUUUCGAUUGGAUUGUAGACACUGUCCAUGAGCUUGUGCAAAAAAUUAACGUUCAAACGCCACUUGUCAUGGGCGUCUGCUGGAGCUUUCCUCUCGACCAAAAAGGUAUUGCCACAGGUUUAGUGUUACGCAUGGGCAAAGGUUUUGAUCUGAAAGGGAUCGACAACAAAGACCUCCAAUCCCUAUUCAAAGAAGCUUUUCAACGCAAAGGACUCGACAUUACGGUGACGGCAUUGCUCAAUGAUACCGUGGGUACAUUGGUUGCUCAUGCGUAUGCUAACCCUAAAGUCCGUGUGGGGUUCAUCUACGGCACAGGGGUCAAUGCAGCCUAUCCUGAAAAAGUACAGUGCAUUACCAAACUGCAAGACACAUGGCCCGCCCAAGACGCAACUCAAGAAAUGCUUGUCAAUACAGAAAUUGAUAUUUUUGGCAGCGAUGAUUAUCUCCCCCUAAAUCGCUUCGACCUUGCCUUGGACGCCCAGCACACCCAACCCAAGUUUCAGCUGUAUGAAAAAAUGAUGUCUGGUGCCUAUUUGGGAGAGCUCGUACGACUGGCGGGAAUAGAGUUGAUUGAUCAACGACGCUUGUUUCAAGGACACAUGCCCCUCCAAUUCACCAAAUCAUGGGGAUUUGAAACCGCGCAUCUCAGUGCCAUUGAAAAAGACAGACAUGAACCGGAUGCUUUGGAUCGUAUUGGCCUUCUAUUCACCUUUGAUGAUUAUACCAUGACAGCGACUGAUCUGACAACGAUAGCCGAUCUCUGCAAGAUCGUUGCCACACGUGGCGCUCAUCUCGCUGCGGCGGCCAUGUGCGCUAUCAUCGAACAACAGCCACAGAUGAUCAACUCUUCAAACGAUAUCGUGAUUGGCGUCACGGGAUCCACUUUCGAAAUGUACGCCCCCAUGUCGGACCGGAUCAUGCAUGCAUUAACGCGCUGGUUCGACGCGUCCGUGGCUCAACGGAUCCGCAUCGAACCAGCGACCGAUGGUAGCAGUAUCGGUGCUGCUCUAGUGGCCAUGUUAUACCAACAAAGGUAA
Molecule: messenger RNA, 1359 nt
Organism: Radiomyces spectabilis
Lineage: Eukaryota; Fungi; Mucoromycota; Mucoromycetes; Mucorales; Radiomycetaceae
Exons: 3
Coding region: 1-1359 (452 amino acids)
Biological process (GO): glucose 6-phosphate metabolic process; intracellular glucose homeostasis; glycolytic process
Cellular component (GO): mitochondrion; cytosol
Molecular function (GO): ATP binding; D-glucose binding; glucokinase activity
Source: RefSeq, a predicted model, not a curated record